Messenger RNA from Fusarium redolens, 878 nucleotides. RefSeq lists its product as uncharacterized. Gene Ontology annotation, biological process: secondary metabolic process. NCBI's taxonomy places the organism in Eukaryota, Fungi, Ascomycota, Sordariomycetes, Hypocreales, Nectriaceae. Bases 1 to 804 code for a protein of 267 amino acids. The record is from RefSeq and is a predicted model, not a curated record. The transcript is spliced from 2 exons.
AUGACCCUUCUCGCCCAAAUCAGAGCCUCAAAUGCACAGCUCACAGAGGCCACAACUCCCAGAACUGCUGUGUUCGUUGGCGCCACGGAUGGGAUUGGAAAGAGAGCUCUUACCAAGUUGGUCUCAACUGGAUUUCCUCUGAAGGCCUAUGUCAUAGGUCGUAAUAAAGACCGAGACCAGGCUCUACUAAGAGAACUCUGCGCGAUAAACAAUAAGGCCGAACUCGUCUAUCUCGAAGGCCAGAUCUCUCUGAUGUCUGAAGUUAUACGGCUUACGAGCGUUAUCCUCGAAAAAGAACAAAAAAUCGACAUUCUUUUUCAUUCGGCCGCCUUCUUACCCUUCCUCGGACGUCAAGAAACAGAUGAAGGCCUGGAAUUGAGCAUCGCUGUAGCCCAUUUCAGUCGCUUUGCUUUCAUCUUGCGGCUCCUUCCCAAGUUGCAAGCCGCAGCCGAAUCUGGUCCCGAGCAAUAUUCUCCGCGUGUCAUCAGUAUUUUGGCGGCUGGUAGCGAGUCCCUUGACUUGUUUCUGAAAGACCUGAGCCUCAAGGAACUUGAGCAUUUCAACAUUCCCACCUACGCUAGGCAUGUAGCCACUAUGGUGACCUUAUCGAUGAAACACUUGGCUGAACAGCCCGGAAACGAGAAAAUUGUGUUCAUUCACGCCCAUCCGGGUCGGGUAUCUACCGAUCUUGUUAGGAAGAGCUGGGGCGACCGGUGGAAUGGCGCCGUCCCUCCAACCCCUGCACCCUCUGCAGGCACACUCAGCCAAUGGACGCCCGAUGAAGCAGGAGAGAAGGCAUUGUAACUCAUGACGAGCGCGGAGUACGGCGGCAAGGGGGUCGAUGUGCCGGAGGAACGAGCAGCAGGGUUGACUGUAAC